Messenger RNA from Rhinolophus ferrumequinum (greater horseshoe bat), 855 nucleotides. It is a transcript of the gene MCEE, whose product is annotated as methylmalonyl-CoA epimerase. The coding region runs from base 38 to 589 and encodes 183 amino acids. Gene Ontology annotation, biological process: L-methylmalonyl-CoA metabolic process. Gene Ontology annotation, molecular function: methylmalonyl-CoA epimerase activity. Gene Ontology annotation, cellular component: mitochondrion. The transcript is spliced from 3 exons. Lineage: Eukaryota; Metazoa; Chordata; Mammalia; Chiroptera; Rhinolophidae. The record is from RefSeq and is a predicted model, not a curated record.
CGGACGCACGUCGGGAUUGAGGUGGUCGCUUCCCACCAUGGCUCACGUGCUGAAGGCGGCGGCGGCGGCGGCGGCGGCGGCGGCUUGGAGCGGGGGAGGGCUUUUUUCCAGACUUCAAAGUCCAGUUCCAACCGUAAGAGCUUUUUCUACAUCCCAGCCCUCGCAUCAAGUGGCAGAGCCUGUGUGGAACCUGGGUCGACUCAAUCACGUGGCCGUGGCAGUGCCAGACUUGGCGAAGGCUCAGGCAUUUUAUAAGAAUGUUCUGGGGGCCCAAGUCAGUGAGGCGGUCCCCCUUCCUGAGCAUGGAGUGUCUGUCGUCUUCGUCAACCUGGGAAAUACCAAGAUAGAACUGCUUCAUCCACUAGGAAGUGACAGUCCGAUCGCAGGUUUUCUGCAGAAAAACAAGGCUGGCGGAAUGCAUCACGUCUGCAUUGAGGUGGAUAAUAUAAAUGCAGCUGUGAUGGAUUUGAAAGAAAAGAAGAUCCGUAGUCUAAGUGACGAGGCCAAAAUAGGAGCACACGGAAAACCGGUGAUUUUUCUCCAUCCUAAAGACUGUGGUGGAGUCCUCGUGGAGCUGGAGCAAGCUUGAUUCAUGUUCGCAAGAAACUAUGUUCAUUGACCUGAAAAAGCUGUAUCAAAAUGAACUUUGGCAUUGAGUCUUCCACUGCUACCAUUUAAAAGUUCAAAGAUGAAAACGAAGUUACAGAGAUUCACAAAAUUAUAUAUAUGUGUGUGUAUGUAUACAUACAUAUAUAUUUAUUAAUUACUUUGGGGUUUUUCCUGAUUUGGAGAAAAUUUUGAUUACUAUUUUUAAAAUCACAUUCAUAGAAAUAAAUGAUUCCUGUUCCAAAAUGA